This is a messenger RNA of Hevea brasiliensis (rubber tree), 648 nucleotides long. RefSeq lists its product as uncharacterized. The coding region runs from base 1 to 648 and encodes 215 amino acids. The record is from RefSeq and is a predicted model, not a curated record. The transcript has 2 exons. Lineage: Eukaryota; Viridiplantae; Streptophyta; Magnoliopsida; Malpighiales; Euphorbiaceae.
AUGGCACCUAAAAUCGAUAAUCCGCUCACUUCCAUACUCAAUGAAAAUAGGCUGACAGGGCCUAACUUUAUGGAUUGGCUACGUAAUUUGAGAAUUGUUCUCAAUUAUGAACGUAUUGGAUACAUCUUGGAAACCACCCUUCCAUGCACUUUACCUGAAAGUGCAUCAGAGGAAGAGAGGGAAACACUUAAGAAGUGGAAGGAGGAUGAUGUACAGAGUCGUACUGCUAAAUAUGAGAUAUCAAAGCAGUUGUUUAGGAUGAGAAUGGUUGAGGGGCAAGAUAUCGAUCAGCACAUCAAUAAAAUGAUAAGGCUGACUGAACAGCUUGAGAGCAUGGAUUUCACCAUACAUGCUGAUCUCCAGCUGGAUUUGAUCCUACAGUCCCUGCUAAACUCAUUCUCACACUUUGUUAUAAACUUCAACAUGAAUAAGUUGGAGUGCACCCUUGCAGGCCUGUUGAAUAUGGCAGUAAUUGCUCAAAAAGGUAUGCUUGCAUAUAAGGAAAAGGAAGCUAUGAAUGUUGCCUCAUCCUCUAGUGGGACUAAAGGAAAAGGCAAUAAGAAAAAGAAAAAAGCUUCCACCCCUGGUCUUUUAAAGAAAAUAUCCAAGAAGUUAGUCAAGGUCGCAGCCAAAGCCCCAAUUGUCUAG